CGAGAGUGUAGCGAGCCAGGCGUGGCAGUCAGCUGGUGCCGGGCUCCCGGGCUGCCUCAGACGACAUCCACCAGCGGGGAGGACUGGACGUUGCUGUAGCUGCUCCUGCUUUUUCUCUAGUUUUAUUUUCAAGAAUACUAAAAGUCGUCCUGAAGCAUAAUGUCUGAGUCAGGCUACAAGAAGAAUGAUCCCUCCUUCUCCUCCCGGGCCAUCCAUGAAGGCAACGAACCUGAACAGUGGAACCAUUUAGCAGUUGUUCCGCCAAUUUCCAUGUCAACAACGUUUAAACAAGGAGGUCCUGCUGAGUUUAAAUUUUAUGAAUAUGGUCGUUCAGGUAAUCCAACCCGAAGUGUCCUUGAAAAGUGUCUGGCAUCAACUGAAAAUGCAAAGCAUGGCUUGACAUUUUCUUCGGGUUUGGCUGCCACUACUACGAUAACGCAUCUCCUCUCUGCUGGCGACCACAUUAUCUCCAUGGAUGACCUCUAUGGUGGCACCAACAGAUACUUCAGGCGUGUUGCCUCCCGGAUGGGAAUUGAGGUAGAUUUUGUUGAUGCAGUUGAUCCAAAGAAUGUGGAAGCAGCAUUUAAACCCAACACGAAGAUGGUUUGGAUUGAAACUCCAACCAAUCCUACAAUGAAGAUUGUUGACAUUGCAGCUGUGGCAGCUAUAGUGAAAAAGCAUACCAAAUCAUUCCUGGCUGUGGACAACACAUUUAUGUCUCCAUAUUUUCAACGACCUCUUGAUCUUGGAGCAGAUAUGGUGAUGCAUUCGGUAACGAAGUAUAUCAACGGACACACUGACGUCAUCAUGGGAGCUGUCUGCACUAAUCGGGAUGACCUUCAUGAUGAACUUCGUUUCCUCCAAAAUGCUAUCGGACCUGUUCCUUCCCCAUUUGAUUGUUACUUGGUUAAUCGGUCACUCAAAACCUUGGCACUGAGAAUGGAACAACACAUGAAGAAUGGUUUAGCAGUGGCCAAGUUUUUGGAGACUCACCCUUGUGUGGAGAAGGUCCUUCACCCUGGGUUACCAUCUCACCCUCAGCAUGAGUUAUCCAAGCGUCAGUGUUUUGGUCAGUCUGGCAUGUUGAGUUUCUACAUCAAGGGAAACGAUUUAGAGACAUCAAAGAAAUUCUUUAAGCAGUUGAAAGUGUUCACGCUUGCUGAGAGUUUGGGAGGAUACGAGUCACUGUGUGAGCUUCCGUCUUUGAUGACACAUGCAUCUGUGCCAGAAGAAGAUAGAAAGAAACUUGGAAUCACAGAUGGACUUAUACGUGUUUCAUGUGGUUUAGAGGGUACUGAGGACCUUAUUAAAGACCUGGAUCAAGCUCUCAAAGCUGUGGUUCAUGUUUGAGGAGCAUCUCCAGGCUAUUCCACUAUAUUAGUCACGACCCAGGAAAGACUACAGUCGUGGCUGAAUGUUAACUUGCUCUAACCACAGCAAGUCCCUGUUCAGAGUACUGUAUCAUAUUGAUAGAUAGCAUAUAAUAAUAAUAAUUAUACAGUAAUAGUAAUUUAUUGUGUUGGGACAGGAAGCCAGAGUGUAUUCAUAAACGUAUUGGCUUUUAUAGAGGUUUCCCCCCCUAAGGCCGAAUUACUGACCCCGCCAGAAUGCAACCCCACAUGAAGUUGACUAACACCUGAGUUCCUACUUGCUACUA
Molecule: messenger RNA, 1657 nt
Organism: Procambarus clarkii (red swamp crayfish)
Lineage: Eukaryota; Metazoa; Arthropoda; Malacostraca; Decapoda; Cambaridae
Product: cystathionine gamma-lyase
Biological process (GO): transsulfuration
Cellular component (GO): cytoplasm
Molecular function (GO): carbon-sulfur lyase activity; pyridoxal phosphate binding
Source: RefSeq, a predicted model, not a curated record